This is a messenger RNA of Eimeria mitis, 1995 nucleotides long. RefSeq names its product sushi domain-containing protein / SCR repeat-containing protein, putative. The record is from RefSeq and is a predicted model, not a curated record. Bases 1 to 1995 code for a protein of 664 amino acids. Lineage: Eukaryota; Apicomplexa; Conoidasida; Eucoccidiorida; Eimeriidae. The transcript is spliced from 8 exons.
AUGGAGACAGAAGAGACAGAGAAGGAGACAGAGAAGGAGAGAGAUACGGCAGAGGGAGAGACAGGGCGGGGGAGACAGACGAGGGAAAGGAGACAGGUAACAGACAGAAACAAAACGACAAAGGAGACAGAGAAAGAGAAGGAGACAGAUAAGGAGACAGAUAAGGAGACAGGAGAGACAGAAAGGAGACAGAGAAGGAGACAGAAGAGACAGAAAGGAGACAGAGAAGGAGACAGAGAACGAGACAAAAGGAGACAGAGAAGGAGACAAAAGGAGACAGAGAAGGAGACAGAGAAGGAGACAGAGAAGGAGACAGAGGGGUGUAUAGGCAGCUCAGCUGCAGCAGAAGAAGCAGCAGCAGCAGGGCCUCACGAGGAGACCUGCGGAGACAGCUGGAGCCACAGCUCGCUGCAGCAGCAGCAGCACGGCGGUGGCAAAGGCUGCACCGCAGCAGCAGCAACAGCAGCAGCAGCAGCAGCAGCAGCAGCAGCAACUGCUGCAGUUUGUCUCCUUUUUCUUAUAUUCUCUCUCUUUGUUAGUAGAUGCCGUAAAGAAGGAGGGCCCAUAGACACCGCAGAGCAGCAGCCAGGGGCAGCGAGAAGGAGACAGAGGAACAGAGAAGGAGACAGAAAAGGAGACAGAGAAAGAGAGAAAGAGACAGAAGUAGAAAAAGAGAGACACCAGGGGAGACACCCCAACAAGAUGGAGCAGGAGACAGUCCCCUCGCUGUCCCCUUCUCUUUCGCGGAGACAGCAACGGCCCCAGAGGAGGAGAUAUCCUCAAGCCAAGAGGAGACAGCUUCUGCAGCAGAAACACCCACCAGCAGCAGCAGCAGCAGCAGCAGCAGCAGCAGCAGCAGCAGGAAGGAGGCAGCAGCGAACGGCCCCAGAGGAGGAGAUAUCCUCAAGCCAAGAGGAGACAGCUUCUGCAGCAGAAACACCCACCACCAGCAGCAGCAGCAGCAGCAGCAGCAGCAGCGGCAGCAGGAAAGAGGCAGCAGCAGGAGAAAAGGAUAGUCCCCAAGGGGACACGCAAAAGGAGACAGUCUCCUCGAGCAGCAAAGAAAAAAACAAAGAAGAAGAAAAGGAGACAGAAGGAGACAAAGAGACAGCUGAGGGCCCCCACACCAGCAACAAAGAAGGAGACACUACAAGCAGCAGGCGGGCUGGGGGCUCUCGGCCCCUUCUACUCUCUAAGCCCCCCCGAGGAGACACCUCGUCGCUGUCUCCUACUAGCAGCAGCAGCAGCAGCAGCAGCAGCAGCAGCGGCAGCAGCAGCAGCAGCAACAAGAAGAACGGAGACAGACAGAGGCCCUUGGGGUCUCCUCUCUCUGUCGAUGAUUUGGAGCUGGAGACAGAGCAGGGCGAGUCCCUAAGGAGACAAAAAGGAGACACUUCUGCUGCUGCUGCUCCUGCUGCUGCUGCUGCUGCUGCUGCUGCUGAUGGUGGUAGUAGUGGUGGGGUUGCUGGGGAACAGGAGGAGGAUCUGCUGGAGGCAGCACAGGAGCUGAAGAAGCUGGUGAUGGAGUUAGAGUUAGGAGAGAAGAGAGAGGAGACAGAAGAAGACAAAGACAAAGAAAAAGAAAAAGAGACAAUAAAAGAGCAGCUGCAGCAGCUGCAGCAGCUGCAGCAGCUGCAGCAGCAAGACAACACCCCACACAGAAAAAGAAAAAGAGACAAUAAAAGAGCAGCUGCAGCAGCUGCAGCAGCUGCAGCAGCUGCAGCAGCUGCAGCAGCAAGACAACAUCCCACAUACACUGAGGGGACUGAAGAACUAUGGGGGCCUGUCGAUGCUGCUGCUGCUCUCAGCCCCGCCAGCGGCAGCACCUUCUACAGCAGCAUGAAGGCUGUGGGGACAGACGCGGAGACAGUCUCCAAGGAGUCUGGAGACAAAGACAAAGACAGAGACAAAGACAGAGACAGAGACAGAGACAAAGACAGAGACAGAGACAGAGACAGGGACAGAGACAGAGAUGAAAGAGGAGACAGAAAAUAA